UUGAUUUUUGGACUUAUGCCGUCAUGGACAUUUUCUCUCUCGACGCAUUUUUCAUUCAAUUUUUUGUUUUAGCAGUUUUCUCAAAUACAAUUGAAUGUUGUGAGACAGGGACCUACCGAUCAACUGAUUUAGGGGGUUGUGUCGAGUGUCCUGGCGAUCCUUUAGUUCAUUGUUAUGAUUUACCUGAAAGUGACAUUGACCGUUGUUUGAAAAAAUGUUUAUCAGGCAGAAAUUCCCCUACGGGCAAUGUCAACUUGCAGAAUUCGAGUGCUGUGUCUGCACACGGACUUUUAUAUGAGACCACUCAGAAACAAAAUGACCCGAAAUGCGGUGGCAAUGAAAUGACUGGUCGUGGAGGAUUCCUUAUUUUCUUUAUUGGUGCAGUUAUCGGAGUAUUGGGUUCAUGCCUUUUCAAUAGAAUUAAAGAUCCAUUCUGGAAAAGGAGAGCUGCGUUUUGCUUUUUUGGACGAAGACAAGCAGCCAAAGAACGUCGUCAGAAUCACGUACAAAUAACUCGUGUAUAACAACUAAGGGUUGAUUCGACAAAAAUAUAUCCUGGAUAGUGCUUUCAUGCAGUGAAAGAAUGAAGCCACGAUCCAGUUGGAAGUACUAACAGAAGAAUGUGCAUUCAGUCAUUCAAUCUUCACAGCGAAAAAACAAGAAACGAAGAAGAUGGAAGGGAAGAGAGAGCAUAAACUGCUUCGUUCCUUCAUUGGUGACACAAGAAAGAAUUCUAAUCGUGUAAAUAAUACAGUGCUUGUUUUAAAAUGAUGUUUUUUUGUAUUAAAUUUAUUCAAUAUGUAAUUUAUUAAGGCAAAAAUUUCAGUAAAAUCGUUAAUUGGUUCGUGUUGCCAUUUGCUAAGCUUGCAGGUAGUGAGUGAUUCAUAUGUAUAGUCAGUAUAGACAGCUAGAAAUGUUUUUAAAUGUUAUAUAUUGAAGAUAUGUAUAAUCGAAUUUGUUUCGAUUGGAAAUUGACAUUCCAUGAAUUUCAUUGUCCUUCAAAGCUGCAUUACUUG
This is a messenger RNA of Dendronephthya gigantea, 1016 nucleotides long. RefSeq lists its product as uncharacterized. The coding region runs from base 24 to 524 and encodes 166 amino acids. NCBI's taxonomy places the organism in Eukaryota, Metazoa, Cnidaria, Anthozoa, Malacalcyonacea, Nephtheidae. The transcript is spliced from 2 exons. The record is from RefSeq and is a predicted model, not a curated record.